UGAUCCAUAUCUCCCGUCAUGAAUAAAUGAUUUUUUAAAUUUUACAGAAAUGUUAACCACAUCCAAGAUUAUGUGUUGCAGGUCAAAGUUCAAUGUCACAAAGCUUAAUUGUCAUAUAUUCUACUAAUACAGCUAGUGACUUCAUAUUUGGCAUGUAGGUGUACCUGAUGGAGCCACCAAUUUUCAGUGGUAACAUUUGAAGGUCAAGGUCAUCCUUCAAUGUCAAAGGUCAACUUUUGAACUAUUGCAGAUACAGAAUUGAUACUUGACAUGCAUGUGUAUCUCAUUAAGUUGCAGAUAUUCAUUUGUAACAUAACACAGUCAAGGUCAUCCUUCAAGGUCAAAUGUCAAAUUUAUUUGUGACAAGACCCUUUGGGCGCAUUGGUGUUUCAACUACACACUUUUAUUUACCAUCGCAAGGGUUACAAUUUGACAGGGUAAUAACUAACGUUUUUUUUUGUGUGCAAAUUUAAUGCCCCUUUACAGGCAGACAAAUGUUGGCAUACAUAAAAGAUGAUGAUUGAAAAUAAGCAAUCAAAAACUUCUUUAUGCCACAUCAAAGAUGUCGAUGUUAUUUCUCCUUGCAGGACAGCGUUGCCACUACAGUAAUGGUGAAUGACAAAGAGGUGAAUGUGCGGACCAUUACGGUGGAGGACCGUACUGGGAAGGUGAAAGUCAGCCUGUGGCGCAACAUUGCAGCAGAGCCUGUGGUGUUGGGGGAUGUUGUUGCCAUCACCAAUAUUGUUGUCAACAGCAAGAGAUAUAACAAUGAGGAAUCCCUGUCGUCAACACAAUUUACAAAGAUAGAGGUUACUGACAUGCCAAACACCGAGAUGACGGCCACCAUUCUAGGACUUGACCUGGGUGAUGUGGAAUCCCAGUUACUCACAGAACAGGAUGGAAUCUUCAAUGUAUCAAACGAAGUGCUAGUUGCAGCCUUUCAGUGUCAGUUGGAAGACAUUACAGCCAAACUACCAAAAACACUGAAUUUCAUAGCCAAAGGACAGUCUGUGGUCACCUUUAAUGAGUGAAAAAUCAUGUUCAAAGUUUAUAGUUUAGAGAUGUUUACUUUUCAUACACUGGAGCAUGACAGUCUGUGGUCACCUUUAAUGAGUGAAAAAUCAUGUUCAUAGUUUAUAGUUUAGAGAUGUUUACUUUUCAUACACUGGAGCAUGACAGUCUGUGGUCACCUUUAAUGAGUGAAAAAUCAUGUUCAUAGUUUAUAGUUUAGAGAUGUUUACUUUUCAUACACUGGAGCAUGACAGUCUGUGGUCACCUUUAAUGAGUGAAAAAUCAUGUUCAUAGUUUAUAGUUUAGAGAUGUUUACUUUUCAUACACUGGAGCAUUCAUAGUGUUGCCUGUUAUAUCAUUCCAUCACCAAGAAUUACCAAACUUGCUAGCUCUUGACCUGGGUGGUGUGGAAUCAAGCUUAGUCACAGAACAGGAUGGAAUCUUCACUAAAUCGAACGAGGAUCUAGUUAUCACCUAGGAUUACUAAACUUAGUGUGAGGAUGCAUAUAUUGAAUGCAGCGUUCCACUUUCAUCAGUUUCAUGUCCUUCUGACGUUGACCUUUACAUUUGAUCUUCAUUAUUUAGAGUAAUAUUCUUGAUGAAAAUUCACUUUAAAACACACAAAAAUCUAUCUUUGUCUGUUAGAGGACAUUACCUAUCUGUCAUUGAUGUGACAGAUUGAUGCAUUAUUUGAUGUGAAAGUGGCGUAUUUUACCUAUUAUAAAAGUCAUUUGAAUUCAAUUUGAGAAUUUUAUUUCUCAUAGUUCCUGCCCACAACUGUCAAUCAUUAUGUGAACCACCAGCCGCGUUUCACAAUUUUACUUUAA
Molecule: messenger RNA, 1838 nt
Organism: Mya arenaria
Lineage: Eukaryota; Metazoa; Mollusca; Bivalvia; Myida; Myidae
Exons: 2
Coding region: 549-1031 (160 amino acids)
Source: RefSeq, a predicted model, not a curated record